GUUCUGUUUUUCAUAAGUAAUUAUCCACUACUUAUUUCUUCAGUUCUAAGUUCUCUUUCUGACACACACAGAGGAAGUGAUGUUGAUCAAUUGUAGAACCAAGUUGGAUAUAGUCAUUGAAACCUUGUUGAUUCCACAUGAUGGCUGGUAAAUAUAGUAUCAUCUAAAAGCAUUGAAUCUCGGAACUCAAUACAAUAUGUUUCUAACAACCACACCUUCUCCGGCGGUGGCUGACUACGUGCAACCGACCAACCAUCACCGGCGUCUCCUUCAGUUGUUGGACCAAUGCACCUCCAUGUCUCGGCUCAAGCAAAUUCACGCCCACACGCUUCGUACUACCUCUACUGCUCACCCACAUACCCUUUUUGUCCAUAGUAGGAUUCUCCAUUUUGCAUCUCUACACGACCUCAACUAUGCUUUCCGUUUCUUCCAUACUCAUAUUGAAAAGCCUAAUUCUUUUGCUUGGAACACUAUUAUAAGAGCUUGUUCUAAAAGUAGCCAUAGAAAGCACGAAGCCAUUUUACUCUACCUUAAGAUGUUAUGUGAAGGGGAUGUUGCCCCGGAUAAGCACACGUUCCCUUUUGUGCUUAAGGCUUGUGCGUAUUUGUUUGCUAUUUCUGAGGGAAAACAAUUGCAUGCGCAUAUUGUCAAAUUUGGGCUUGCCUCAGAUGUAUAUAUUAAUAAUAGUUUGAUUCAUUUGUACGGGUCGUGUGGGAGUUUGGAGGAUGCGCGGGAUGUAUUUGAUGAAAUGCCUGAAAGAAGUGUCGUUUCGUGGAACGUCAUGAUUGAUACUCUUGUUCAGUUGAAUGAGUUUGAUGAUGCGUUGAUGUGUUUUCGUGAGAUGCAGCAAACUUUCACCCCAGAUAGUUUUGCAAUUCAGAGCAUCUUACGGGCUUGUGCUGGCUUGGGGGCGUUAUCUCUAGGGAUGUGGGCUCAUGCGUAUAUCUUAAGGAGCUGCAGCUCAGAAAUGGCUGAUGAUGUUUUGGUGAAUAAUUGUUUGCUAGAUAUGUAUUGUAAAUGUGGAACAUUAGAAACUGCUAACUUGGUAUUUAAAAGAAUGAGAAAACGUGACGUGACAUCAUGGAACUCUAUGAUUAUUGGAUUCGCAAUGCACGGGCAGGUAAUGAAAGCUUUAGAAUAUUUUAGACAGAUGGUGGAUGAAGGAGGGAUAAAGCCCAAUUCCAUUACAUUCAGCGGGGUCUUAAGUGCUUGCAGGCACAGUGGCAUGGUCAACGAGGGUCGAAACUAUUUCACCAUUAUGGCAACAAGUUAUGGCAUUGAACCAGUUUUGGAGCAUUAUGGGUGUUUGGUUGACCUCCUGGCUAGAGCCGGGCUCAUUGCAGAGGCACUAGAUACUGUGUCCAACAUGCCCAUUAAACCAGAUGUGGUAAUCUGGAGGAGCAUUCUUGAUGCUUGCUCAAAGAAGACCAUGGGAAUAGAGAUUAGUGAAGAAAUGGCUAAAAAGAUUAUGGAGUCGGAAGAAGGGAGUAACUUUAGUGGUGUGUAUGUUCUUUUGUCCCGAGUUUAUGCAGUGGCUCGUAAGUGGAACGAGGUUGGUUCUGUCAGAAAGCUAAUGAUGGAUAAGGGUGUAACCAAGGAGCCUGGCUGCAGUACCAUUGAGAUAGAUGGUGUGGCUCAUGAGUUCUUUGCAGGUGCAUUUGCAAAAUAAAAACACAAGUGCAGGUCUGGGCUGAGAUCACAUCACAAUUUUAUCAUCAACAAAAGGACAGAGGAAAGAUUAUGUCGGGUCCCAGUUUUAAUGUUCGAUGUCUAGGUGUUUAUGGGAAUCUGUGAUGAUAUUGAAGUAUGAAUGUUUUAUGACGUCGAAUGGAUUAUUUGUAAAAGAAAAAAAAUGUAUUAUAACUUAAAGACAAAAACUUGGAUUAUCUGUAAAAGAUCUUGAGGCCUCGAGAUGUGUA
Molecule: messenger RNA, 1919 nt
Organism: Erigeron canadensis
Lineage: Eukaryota; Viridiplantae; Streptophyta; Magnoliopsida; Asterales; Asteraceae
Product: pentatricopeptide repeat-containing protein At1g59720, chloroplastic/mitochondrial
Exons: 3
Coding region: 197-1669 (490 amino acids)
Biological process (GO): RNA modification
Molecular function (GO): protein binding; RNA binding
Source: RefSeq, a predicted model, not a curated record